AUGCCCAGCUCGCUGUUUGCAGACCUGGAGCGCAACGGCGGCGGCGGCGGCGGCGGCGGGGGCGGCGGCGGCGGGGAGACCCUGGAUGACCAGCGAGCCCUGCAGCUCGCGCUGGACCAGCUGUCCCUCCUGGGGCUGGACAGCGACGAGGGCGCCUCUCUGUACGACAGCGAGCCGCGCAAGAAGAGCGUGAACAUGACCGAGUGCGUGCCGGUGCCCAGCUCGGAGCACGUCGCCGAGAUCGUAGGGAGGCAAGGUUGUAAAAUCAAGGCGCUGCGGGCGAAGACCAACACUUACAUCAAGACCCCGGUGCGCGGGGAGGAGCCGGUCUUCGUGGUGACGGGGAGGAAGGAGGACGUGGCCAUGGCCCGGAGGGAGAUCAUCUCGGCGGCCGAGCACUUCUCCAUGAUCCGCGCCUCCAGGAACAAGAACUCGGCGCUCAACGGCGGCGGCGGCGGCGGCGCCGUGCCGGGCCCGCCCAACCUGCCGGGCCAGACCACCAUCCAGGUGCGGGUGCCCUACCGCGUGGUGGGGCUGGUGGUGGGGCCCAAGGGGGCCACGAUCAAGCGCAUCCAGCAGCAGACGCACACCUACAUCGUGACGCCCAGCCGCGACAAGGAGCCCGUGUUCGAGGUGACGGGGAUGCCCGAGAACGUGGACCGGGCGCGCGAGGAGAUCGAGGCGCACAUCGCCCUGCGCACCGGCGGCAUCAUCGAGCUCACGGACGACAACGACUUCCACGCCAACGGCACCGACGUGGGCUUCGACCUGCAUCACGGGUCCGGCGGGUCCGGCCCGGGGAGCCUGUGGAGCAAGCCCACCCCGAGCAUCACGCCCACCCCGGGCCGCAAGCCCUUCGCCAGUUACCGCAACGACAGCUCCAGCUCCCUCGGCAGCGCCUCCACGGACUCUUACUUCGGCGGGGGGACCGGCGGCGGCGGCGGCGGCGGGGGCAGCGCGGCCGCCACCCCGCGCCUGGCCGACUACAGCCCCCCCAGCCCCGCCCUCAGCUUCGCGCACAACGGGAACAACAACAGCAACGGCAACGGGUACGCCUACGCCGCCGGGGAGGCCCCCGCGCCUUCCCCCGACGGCUGCGCCGAGCUGCCGCCCGCCUUCGACCCGGCGCCCGCGCCCCCGCCCGGGGCGCCCCUGCUCUGGGCGCAGUUCGAGCGCUCGCCCGGAGGGGGGCCCGCGGCGGCGCCCGCGGCCUCCUCCUGCUCCUCCUCCGCGUCUUCCUCCGCCUCGUCUUCCUCCGUGGUCUUCCCGGGGGGCGGCACCGGCGCGCCCGCCAACGCCAACCUGGGGCUGUUGGUGCAGCGCCGGCUGCACCCGGGCGCCGGCUGCCCGCGCCUGUCGCCGCCCCUGCACGUGGCCCCCGGGGCGGGCGAGCACCACCUGGCCCGCCGGGUGCGCAGCGACCCGGGCGGAGGGGGCCUGGCUUACGCGGCCUAUGCCAACGGGCUGGGGGCGCAGCUGCCGGGCCUGCCGCCGUCCGACACGUCGGGCUCCUCCUCGUCCUCCAGCUCCUCCUCCAGCUCCUCCUCCUCGUCGUCGGGGCUGCGGCGCAAGGGCAGCCGCGACUGCUCCGUGUGCUUCGAGAGCGAGGUCAUCGCGGCGCUCGUGCCCUGCGGCCACAACCUCUUCUGCAUGGAGUGUGCCAACCGCAUCUGCGAGAAGAGCCAGCCCGAGUGCCCGGUGUGCCACGCCGCGGUCACCCAGGCCAUCCGCAUCUUCUCCUGAGGGGCC
Messenger RNA from Eptesicus fuscus (big brown bat), 1749 nucleotides. RefSeq names its product mex-3 RNA binding family member B (gene MEX3B). The record is from RefSeq and is a predicted model, not a curated record. Gene Ontology annotation, molecular function: RNA binding. Bases 1 to 1743 code for a protein of 580 amino acids. The transcript is spliced from 2 exons. NCBI's taxonomy places the organism in Eukaryota, Metazoa, Chordata, Mammalia, Chiroptera, Vespertilionidae.